This is a messenger RNA of Triplophysa rosa, 619 nucleotides long. Its product is annotated as L-selectin-like. The transcript has 4 exons. NCBI's taxonomy places the organism in Eukaryota, Metazoa, Chordata, Actinopteri, Cypriniformes, Nemacheilidae. The record is from RefSeq and is a predicted model, not a curated record. Bases 1 to 504 code for a protein of 167 amino acids.
AUGGAUCAAACUCUAUAUUUCAGACUUCUUGUCAUUGCUCUCUGCUCAUUAUCUGAAUGCAUUCAGAACCAUUAUUACUAUAUAAACAUGAAUAUGAACUGGACUGAAGCUCAGAGAUACUGCAGAGAGAAGUACACAGAUCUGGCCACAGUCAACGACAUGAACCACAUGAACGAGCUGAAGAAAAUUGUGAAUAACAAUCUGGCACACCUCUGGAUUGGACUGCGGAAUACAGGUGUUUAUAUAUGGAAGUGGUCUCUGGGUGAUCCUGUGAACUAUCUGAACUGGCUCAGUGAACCAACAAACAGCUUGUAUAAUUGUGCCGUUAUGAGGAAUGGAACAUGGCGUCAGCAGGACUGUAAUGUAAAGUCGGGAUUCAUCUGCUACAAUGGUGAUAAAGCAUACAUCAUUGAACCUUCCAGUAAAACAUGGAGAGAAGCUCAGAGUUUCUGCAGACAGAAUCAUACUGAUCUGAUCAAUAGACUCGUUCGAGUGGUCAGAUAACAGUGACUCCGCCUUCAGAUACUGGGACUCUGGUGAACCUAGUUUUCGUUAUGGCACUGUUUCUGAAGACUGUGCAGAGUUCAGAAUGGAUAAGCAGGGAACAUGGAAUGAUUCG